This is a messenger RNA of Asterias rubens (European starfish), 2227 nucleotides long. Its product is annotated as queuine tRNA-ribosyltransferase accessory subunit 2-like. Gene Ontology annotation, molecular function: tRNA-guanosine(34) queuine transglycosylase activity. The record is from RefSeq and is a predicted model, not a curated record. Bases 99 to 1367 code for a protein of 422 amino acids. The transcript is spliced from 9 exons. Lineage: Eukaryota; Metazoa; Echinodermata; Asteroidea; Forcipulatida; Asteriidae.
CAAGGUGUACAUUUCUGCCAAUGUUUCACUUUUUUCCCGUGGAUAUUGUGUGCACAAAAUAACACAACUUCACAAGCAGAUCUUUUCCAAUUUGAAAAAUGAAAUUCAACUUGCACAACGUCAAAAGUACAGCUGGUCGCCUAGCAACAUUAUCUGAGCUUGGUCACCAUGGAAACAUCUCGAUGGAAUCUCCAGGAUGUACGUUGUAUACUCGAGGAGGCUCAGCCCCAAACCUGUCGCUCACUCUACUCAAUGGCAUAGAGGGAGUGCCACCGGUGACUCAAAUACCGAUACCAACAAUCGUUGAAAGCCAAGAGGUCUUAUCCACCCUCGGUCAGGGUGUGGCUUCAUUCUCAGGGAGGCCCGGUACCAUCACAUACUCCUGCACUCAGGACCCAGGCCAGCAAUCACGAUCUGGUUAUAAUGACAAGAACAGUGUGUCUGUAUGGACCCCUGCUGGCAGAGAAAGGCUUACCAUUGAUAGGUUCCUGUCCCUGCAAGAAGCCUUGCAAGUGGACUGGAUAGACGCUCUCUCUGAUGGAGACACCCCAACGGGAUCAAUGUCUAAGAGAAUAAGGAAAUCAGUAGACCGGACGUUGGUUUACUUAGACAAGUGUCUGGAUGCAAAGCAGAGCAGGCAGAAUCUUAAAGACACCACUAUUCUUGGUGUGAUUGUUGGAGGAGACUCACUGGAGGAGAGAAACCGAUCAGUCAGGGAGACGGUGAAGAGACCCGUAGGAGGCUUUGUCUUAGAUGGAUUCCACCAGGGAGCCAUGGAAGACGGGACAAGAUGGAGCAUCAUGGAGUCUGUCCUGAACGAAAUCCCUGAGGACAAGCCAAGAUUUCUCCCAAGGGUUGGUCGACCGGAUAAGGUGAUCCAGGCAGUGGAACUUGGUGUGGAUAUUUUUGAUUCAGCCUUCCCAUUUGAAGUAACAGAGAGAGGUUGUGCCUUGGUGUUUUCAUACCAUCUUGACCCUCCUCCAUCUUCAUCUGUUAAUGAUGAGGAGGUAAGACAUACCCUGCCUGCCUCCUCCAAUAUGACAGAUACAGAUGGUGGAAAUGACAGAACUACACAGUGUGGUGAAAAUGGAGAAGAUGGUGGCCGGACGAUGUAUGAAAUCAAACUCUCUGACCGAAGGUACAUUGAGGAUUUUUCUACCCUGGUUGAAGGAUGUGAAUGUUACUGCUGUGUGAAUCACACCAAAGCCUAUAUCAACCAUCUCAUCAAUGUUAAGGAGCUUCUUGCUGGUGUGCUGCUCAUGAUACACAACUUCCAUCAUCACUUCAAAUUCUUUCAAAGCAUCCGACAAGCUCUCCAAGAGGGCAGAAUGCAAGAACUGAAGGAAGAAAUCCGCAAAACCAGGUGACCCCAAUCUAGGUGGAAUGGACGAGAAUUUUGAAAUAACACUCUGAAACUUUUUAGAACUCUCUUUAGUCCCAGCCAAAGGUUAGAGUGAGGUUAACUACAGUGAAUAUAAAUUUGUUGGACCUUUGUGAGUUUUGUGGUCUUACGAAGAACCAAUGGAUUUGCAUCAGUGCAGUGUUUGUCUUUGGCAAACUGCAAGGAGAGGAAUUUGUGUACAAAUGGGUGACAUCAUCUUCUACAUUGGUUUUUAUAUAUAUUUCUUAUGAGACAUCGCCUAACGCCAUGGAGACAUCGCCUAACGCCAUGGACGGCCACUUGAAGGUGAGGGUCACAUCGAGCUGAUUUUGGCUGUCGACCCAAAUCAACUGCCACCAGGGGCACAUGCCACCUACUCCUUGGGCUUAAACGGAAGUAGCCGCUUCACAGUUCCUAAGGAUACAGGCAUGUGUAUCAUCCACUAAGCCUGGCUGGUAUGGCAGAAUGCACUACCUCCCAAUUUUUUUACGGAGCAAUUAUGGUGCAGGAUUUUAUGCUCAUUGCUGAAUACUUCAUUGGAAGUUUAUUUACAUUUUAAAUACAUUUAUAACACAAUGAAUCAUACUGUACAUCUUGAAAUAAGAAUAACUUCUAAUGAAAACAACACAGAACCAAUCAUUUUAAAUUAUAAACAGCCAUGCACCUGUUAUAUAAACAUUUCAUAUGAUCAACAGUAAUAAACAGCCAAAAGUAUAAUCAUUGCGUCAAUGUACAAUUUUGUUAGAGCUCCUAAACAAAAAUCCAUAUUUUUUUCUUCAAGUCUUUGUAUUACACAGGACAUAAGUGAAACACGACAAACAGUGCUUGUUUACCCAGAAAUAUUCU